Molecule: messenger RNA, 603 nt
Organism: Pyricularia grisea
Lineage: Eukaryota; Fungi; Ascomycota; Sordariomycetes; Magnaporthales; Pyriculariaceae
Exons: 3
Coding region: 1-603 (200 amino acids)
Source: RefSeq, a predicted model, not a curated record
AUGCUUUCCAGCCCCGAGGCGCCAGACAAGGCAUCCGGAGAUGUCAUGGCUACGGUUCCCACGACAUCCUUCAAGCCGGACGGAACGUCGAGGCGAAGACCCGCGCUCCACACCCGCAUCACCCUUCGCGAGGAUCACUUGUCCGUACUUCAAACUGUCAUUUCCAAAGCCACCUCCCUGGAACACGACCGUGACGCCAGGGUCGGUCCCGUCGAUUUCGAGGGUGUCGAGGUUGUUCCACGCAAAAUUGACGCGUCGAACGUUGGGCAGAGAAGACUUGGCACCUCGUCCAGCAGCUCUUGCAUCCAUCCGGCGGCCGAAAAGGCUGUCGAGGGAGGUCAAGGCUGUCCGGUCAAUGUGCACCUCAUUGUCAUUUCCUCGCGAGCGGGAAUUGAACCCCUGCAGCCCAUCGAUGGUGAGGUUGGUCAGUUCCGGUGCAUGGAUGCUCAGCUUGCCCAGGCGUAUCAAGCGUCUGAUGUUGAAGGUGCGCAGGCUGUUGGAGGAUAUGGUCACCUCGUUGUCCACCGAUUCGAGGCUCGGCAGGGACAGCUCGACGAGGUGAUCUGCGUUGAAAUCGACUAUCAAAUCCCUGAUGCGUCUUAG